This is a messenger RNA of Ananas comosus (pineapple), 1653 nucleotides long. Its product is annotated as putative ALA-interacting subunit 2. NCBI's taxonomy places the organism in Eukaryota, Viridiplantae, Streptophyta, Magnoliopsida, Poales, Bromeliaceae. The transcript is spliced from 10 exons. Bases 224 to 1276 code for a protein of 350 amino acids. Gene Ontology annotation, cellular component: Golgi apparatus; endoplasmic reticulum; plasma membrane. The record is from RefSeq and is a predicted model, not a curated record.
CUUCAACUGAAAUUGACUGUCGACUCGCCGAAACGAAUGGUUCAUAAAGUCGGUACAUAUACCCAUAGAAUGCCGAGUUACGUCACGCGAAUUUGAGAGGUUUCGAUCGAAGAGGAAGGGCUCUAGAGAUCUCGAUCGAUCGCAACGUCGAUUCCGAUGAUCGCAGACGAUAUAGGUUUCAUGUCGCGCGACAGCUAGAAGUGGAAUUUAGGGUUCCGAUUGGAUGGAAAUGGAGGGAGGAAGCACAUCAGGAUCCGUCGGAGAAGGCGCUCAGGUGACUCGUCAAUUCUCGCCAGCGCGAUCGAGAGCAUUUUACAGAUUCACCCAGCAAAAUCUUCCAGCUUGCAAACCUGUUCUAACUCCAGGAUGUGUGAUAACAAUAUUUUUGUUGAUGGGUAUUGUUUUGACCCCAGUUGGACUUGUAUGUCUUCGCGCUUCGGAAAGUGUUGUGGAAAUUGUGAAUCGCUAUGACAUUGAAUGUAUACCCGUGCCUUAUAGAAGUAAUAAAGUGGCCUAUAUCAGGGACAGCUCUAUUUCGAAGAACUGUACUCUAAAAAUUAAGGUUGAGAACCGUAUGAAAGCACCGAUAUAUAUAUAUUAUGAACUUGACAAUUACUACCAAAACCAUCGAAGGUAUGUAAAAAGUAGAAGUGAUAAACAGCUGCGCCAUGGACUGGAGUACAAAGACACUAGUUCUUGCAAACCUGAGGAGAAGAGCAACGGCCUUCCUAUCGUUCCUUGUGGGUUGAUCGCAUGGAGCUUAUUCAAUGAUUCUUAUAGUUUUAUACAUGACACAGUGGAAAUGAAGGUAAAUAGAAAGAACAUUUCUUGGAAGAGUGAUCGGGAGCACAAGUUUGGAAAGAAUGUGUACCCUUUCAACUUCCAGAAUGGAACACUAAUUGGAGGAGGAAAACUCAACCCGAAAGUUCCGUUGAGUGAACAGGAGGACCUCAUUGUGUGGAUGCGCGCCGCUGCUCUUCCCAAAUUCCGGAAGUUGUAUGGUGUUAUUGAAGAGAACCUGGAAGCUAAUGAGGUGAUAGAAGUACGAGUUGCUAACAACUACAAUACUUACAGCUUCGGGGGAAAGAAAAAGCUUGUCCUCACGACAUCAAACUGGUUGGGAGGCAAAAACAAUUUCCUCGGGAUAGCUUAUAUGGCCACUGGUUCCUUGUGCAUUGUCAUCUCUAUUUUGUUUGCAUUGAUUCACGUAAAGAAUCCAAGGCCCCAUGGCGAUCCAACUUACUUAUCUUGGAACAGGAAAAGCAACGCUAGCUAAAUUGCGGAAUUCCGAGGGCUCCUGCACAUUGCUGUUCUGAAACAGGGCCAUGCUGGGGCUAUUCUCGGAAAUUAGAACGGCAGACUCAGACCACGUAAUACCUGCCUGGCUUUGACUGCACUCAUUAUCUCAUCCUGUACAACCAGAAUUAACAAAAGGAAACCUAAAACACUUAUUACUCGAUCAUCAGAGGGCCUUUUGCAUUAAAAUUUGUAGUGUUGUAGCCUUGUAGGUUGUAUUGUUAUCUUAUAAAGUUCAUCUGUGAGUUGUGCUGAUAGGAAAGGCAAUAUAUCAAAUGCUCUUCAACCGCUCAAAUUAGAAGCAUAAAAUUGGAGUUUUUGAUUCUACAAGCAAUGAAGCGUUAGAAUUUUUAUUUU